This is a messenger RNA of Pomacea canaliculata, 994 nucleotides long. RefSeq lists its product as uncharacterized. The transcript has 6 exons. Gene Ontology annotation, molecular function: calcium ion binding. Bases 183 to 824 code for a protein of 213 amino acids. Gene Ontology annotation, cellular component: lysosome; extracellular region. Gene Ontology annotation, biological process: cell-matrix adhesion. Lineage: Eukaryota; Metazoa; Mollusca; Gastropoda; Architaenioglossa; Ampullariidae. The record is from RefSeq and is a predicted model, not a curated record.
ACUUCUUACCUUGCAGUACACACACACCUCAUGGCUUUGUUAUCUCUAAAAUAAAAACCUCUCUCGAUAUGAAGUAUUAAGCGCUUUGUCUUCUCUCCUCCCGACACAGCAAAGUCUUGAGAAGUUCCUUGAGCCCGAUCUCUGUUUUUUUAAAAAAAAUAUAUAUUAGAAAUCUUUCAAGCAUGAGGUUGGUAAGCUUCCUUUUGUUACCGCUGCUGACCGUACACUCUACUUGGGGCGACACUCAGCCUGCAGCAUGCUGCCCUCCUUCUGUCUACGAGGUCAAAGCCACCAUGUUUCAAGCAAUUCAAGAGGAUUCACGAUUCAAAUACCAAGAGGUCAGAGCCUCACAUUGGAUAGACAGCAAUGCAAAACUUCAAGCAUCAGAACUCCGCCAAAAACUUUCCAAUGGAACAUAUAGUUUCUUGACCAGAGCAGUUGCUGUCUACAAUAAGAGCAGGUCAUACACAAGGGUUGCUGACACUUGCAUAGCGCUGGACCUGAAUGGUGCUGGGAUGGUGGAUCCGUAUUGCACGAAUAAUGCAACCUACAUCCGCUCCCUCGUGUUGGGGUACGGCCGCAACACUCUCCAGGUGAACAUCAGGCAGAACACUGUGAUGCUGAUGGGAAAAGAUUCUCAACUGACUGACAUCAGCACAGCAGACUGUGUUCCUGUCCUACAGGGUUUCGCCAGUUACAUAGAUAGUGGGUUCCAGUAUAGUAUAGGUGUUUAUGACAACUUCCAGCCUCACAUCAGUGACAGAGCUGUGUUCAAUGUACCCGAAGAAUGCCGGAAUGCUACGGUCCAGAGAGUUGAUGCCUAGAGUGAAUGUGUUCACAUGUAGCCUGGGACUAACAGUCGUUUACUGUCUUCUUAUGACAUGAGCACCUGUGAACAGUACACUCUGGUGUGUAGUAUGUCGAAUGCAUUCAUGAUUAAAGAAAGGUCUAGUCGGAAUAAAAAAAUUCUUCAAGUUAAAAAAGAACGAAAAAA